Molecule: messenger RNA, 903 nt
Organism: Letharia columbiana
Lineage: Eukaryota; Fungi; Ascomycota; Lecanoromycetes; Lecanorales; Parmeliaceae
Exons: 2
Coding region: 1-903 (300 amino acids)
Biological process (GO): translation
Cellular component (GO): ribosome
Molecular function (GO): structural constituent of ribosome
Source: RefSeq, a predicted model, not a curated record
AUGGCCACUAAGAGCUUGCGCAGCUCAGGCCAGAUUUCGAAGAGAUCAUUGGCCGCCUUCGCUGGCAAGCGAGAUUCACUGCUUCAAUGUCUCGCAUCACGCCUCUCGAGGUCAAUGGCAACAGAGACUCAGCUCCCGCAAACCGCGAUCUAUAAUCCGUUUACCCCUACGAUACUUCGCCGACCGCCUCCUCCAGUGCCCAAUGUACUAGCAACAGUCUACAGCUUCCCGUACAUGGAGCCCCUACGCUUCACCGAAUACCCAGCCAAUCAAUUACAUCUCCCACUCCGCCGCGAUAUUCUACACCGUGCUGUCAUAUACGAAGCCAAUGUCCAUCGGGGAAUGCGAACUGCGAACACCAAGUGGAGAAGCGAAGUCCACGGCAGUGGGCACAAAAUACGGGCACAAAAAGGCACAGGCAGAGCUCGACUGGGUGACAAGAAGAGUCCCAUGCUUAAAGGAGGCGGUGUGGCGUUUGGGCCCAAGCCUAGGGAUAUGUCUACCAAGCUACCGCGCAAGAUCUACGACCUGGCAUGGCGGACAGCGCUGAGUUACCGGUAUAGAAGGGGGGAGCUGAUUGUUGUGCAGAAAGUUGAGGAUAUUGAGAAUGAGGAUUCCAGGUUCAUGAAGCAGAUCAUGCAGUGGAAUCAUUGGGGGAAGGGAGACGCGAGGUCUUUGAUCGUCACGAGGAGGGUGAUGCCUAAAUUGUUUCAGGCUUUGAAUGGGUCCAAAGAGCAGCCGGGAUGUGGUCAGCACGGCAUAGUGAAAGAGGAGGCGGAUAUUGAUGUCAAAGAUCUUUUGGAGCUUGGGAGGGUGGUGAUUGAGAAGAGAUCAUUGGAUGCGAUCUUGAGGGAGCAUUCGAGCGAUUUGAAUAUGAGGGUGCCUUCUGCUGUACGCAGAUGA